Molecule: messenger RNA, 1449 nt
Organism: Knipowitschia caucasica
Lineage: Eukaryota; Metazoa; Chordata; Actinopteri; Gobiiformes; Gobiidae
Source: the annotation of a GenBank genome assembly
AUGUCCUUGCAUCUGUGUACGUCCUCACACCUGUGUACGUCCUCACACCUGUAUACAUCCUCACACCUGUGUACGUCCUCACACCUGUGUACGUCCUCACAUCUGUACGUCCCCACACCUGUAUACGUCCUCACACCUGUAUACAUCCUCACACCUGUAUACAUCCUCACACCUGUAUACGUCCCCACACCUGUGUACGUCCUCACAUCUGUGUACGUCCUCAGAUCUGUAUACGUCCCCACACCUGUGUACGUCCUCACAUCUGUGUACGUCCUCACACCUGUGUACGUCCUCACACCUGUAUACGUCCUCACAUCUGUAUACGUCCUCACACCUGUGUACGUCCUCACAUCUGUAUACGUCCUGGUACCGGUAUACGUCCUCACAUCUGUGUACGUCCUCACACCUGUGUACGUCCUCACACCUGUAUACGUCCUCACAUCUGUGUACGUCCUCACACCUGUGUACGUCCUCACAUCUGUAUACGUCCUGGUACCGGUAUACGUCCUGGCACCUGUAUACGUCCUCACAUCUGUGUACGUCCUCACAUCUGUGUACGUCCUCACAUCUGUGUACGUCCUCACACCUGUAUACGUCCUCACACCUGUAUACGUCCUCACAUCUGUAAACGUCCUCACAUCUGUAUACGUCCUCACAUCUGUAUACGUCCUCACAUCUGUGUACGUCCCCACACCUGUGUACAUCCUCACAUCUGUGUACGUCCUCACACCCGUGUACGUCCUCACAUCUGUAUACGUCCUGGUACCGGUAUACGUCCUGGCACCUGUAUACGUCCUCACAUCUGUGUACGUCCUCACACCUGUGUACGUCCUCACAUCUGUGUACGUCCUCACAUCUGUAUACGUCCUGGUACCGGUAUACGUCCUGGCACCUGUAUACGUCCUCACAUCUGUGUACGUCCUCACAUCUGUAUACGAUGUCCUCUGGAUAUUACUUUACCUACUGUAUUUAUCACAUCUCACAUCUGUAUACGUCCUGGUACCGGUAUACGUCCUCACAUCUGUGUACGUCCUCACACCUGUGUACGUCCUCACACCUGUAUACGUCCUCACAUCUGUGUACGUCCUCACAUCUGUAUACGUCCUGGUACCGGUAUACGUCCCGGCACCUGUAUACGUCCUCACAUCUGUGUACGUCCUCACAUCUGUGUACGUCCUCACACCUGUAUACGUCCUCACAUCUGUAUACGUCCUCACAUCUGUAUACGUCCUCACAUCUGUGUACGUCCCCACACCUGUGUACAUCCUCACAUCUGUGUACGUCCUCACACCCGUGUACGUCCUCACAUCUGUAUACGUCCUGGUACCGGUAUACGUCCUGGCACCUGUAUACGUCCUCACAUCUGUGUACGUCCUCACAUCUGUGUACGUCCUCACACCUGUGUACGUCCUCACAUCUGUGUACGUCCUCACACUAUUGCAGCUUUAG